Penicillium soppii is the source of this 5406-nucleotide messenger RNA. RefSeq names its product phospholipase D (gene pld3). Gene Ontology annotation, biological process: cell motility. The transcript is spliced from 3 exons. Bases 1 to 5406 code for a protein of 1801 amino acids. Lineage: Eukaryota; Fungi; Ascomycota; Eurotiomycetes; Eurotiales; Aspergillaceae. The record is from RefSeq and is a predicted model, not a curated record. Gene Ontology annotation, molecular function: phosphatidylinositol binding; catalytic activity.
AUGUCAACCUCUUCAGUCCACAAGGACGUGGAAACUGGCUCCCUGAAACUUGAUACAAAAAGAGCAGACUCUUUUUUGAAUUCAAAGGGUUCAAAAUUAGCGUCCCCAUUCCCCUCUCCCACCGAAGCCAAGGAACCGGCCUCAAUCAGGCACACUCAACCCACGAACGAGAUUGAGACGAGUGGCACGCUACCAGACAAAGAAAAUGCGCGUCCUUCUUCACUUAAACAAGGCUCACCGAGAGGAAGACCAUCUUUGAAUACACGAGCACCCAACAGGUCGAUUGACGACCAACAACCAUUUACUCGUCAUCAGCGUCAAGCGUCUAUCCCUGGGGUAUCCCCUCCAUCGCGCGCCCAAAGUGUACAAUUCCGAGAUACAGAUACAGAGGUUCCCGACGCGUCCCAGUCUCGGCCGCAAUCGCGACCCGCAUCUCGACCCGCAUCCCAGCAUGGUGACGAUGAAGAUCCAGGCCCCAAAGGAAAACAAUCCUUGUUUGGCAAGCUUAAGUCAUUCGCUGCAGUAUCCCACUCGAGAUCACCAAGCAGUGCAAGCGCAGAUUUCCGACCACCCCCACCCGAUCUAGCUACCCCGGGAUCGGAAAGAGGGGAAUUCCGUUUCCCAGAGGCUCUGGAAGAAGAAGGAAGCGAGGGGGACGCCGAUGCGGAAGAAAGUGGAGGCGAGCAGCGUGACUCCCGGUCCAAGAAGAGAAAACAACGGCGACGAAAGCAACAAGAGGAUGAAGACGGUGCUCAGACGGCUCCUACGACACCCAAGACUGGACGGAGGCCAUCCUUCCACUUUUCUUCUUCGUUUGCACCGUUCGAUAACUAUCGCACCAACUUGUUCCCUCGAAGAGCGAGCACAACGGAUUUCACACCCCAACAGCGGGAGGGUGUGUCGGAAGACGAAGGCCGUGAGAGGCUUAGCCGGCGCAUGAGGAGUCGACCAUGGACGAACACCCGAGGGGCUAGCUUUACUGGGCAAGACCCUGAUGGUAACCAGGACGAACCGCGACCGUCCAAUCUAAGGCGACUGACCGGGUUUGCCGGUCAAGGAAAUGAAGAAAGCCUAACGGCAAGCUGGAGGCGCCAUCGAAACGAACGAGGUACCAGUGCCAGUGCUCAGCGAUGGAAGCAAAUCAAGGCUGGACUCAAGCUCAUUGGCCAGCGACGAAAGCCAGAAAAUACAGUGGACAACAAAAAGUCCGCCGAGCUGCUUGCUGAACUCGCUUCAGCUGUGCCUGCUGCGCUGAUCUUGGCCAGCGCUUUCCAGCGGGACGAGCACGGUAGCAAGAGAAUCCCGAUCCUGCUAGAACAAUUGAAGGUUCGGGUUACGGAUAGCCGGAUUGAUUCUCACUCGGGCGAUCGUCACCUGGUAUUCCGAAUCGAAAUGGAGUAUGGAAGUGGUAUGACUCGAAUGAAGUGGAUCAUCUUCCGCACACUGAGGGACUUUGCCAACUUGCACCUCAAGUACAAACUUCAUCUUGGAACUCAAAAGUACAUCCAACUUCGGACGAGCGAGAACAGCCCUAGUCUCCCUCGUUUCCCCAGGAGCGCCUUCCCCUACAUGCGAGGUGUACGAGGCCUAGAGAGUGAAUUCGAGGACGAAGAUGAAGAAGGUGGUUACGAGACUGGUGCAGAGGGUAUGAGUGGGACAGAGAGGCCGCCUAUAAAGAAAAAGCAGAGCCAGCAGCCACACCAGCGUCGGAUCUCUGGCCCGCUUGCUCGCAGAAAGUCCAGCAUUACCAACCAGGAAGGGGAGUGCACAGCUGCCGCAGGACCUUCAUCCACCCAUGAAGGAAUAUCCGGGGCCAGAAAAGAAACCUACCCCGGGAAACAGCGAAAGAAGCUUGAGCUCUAUCUGCAGAAGAUGAUUAGGUUCUUGAUCUUCAGGGCAGAUAGCAAUCGCUUGUGCAAGUUCUUGGAAUUGUCCGCUCUUGGUGUCCGUUUGGCCGCAGAAGGCAGCUACCACGGCAAAGAAGGAUUCCUGAUCAUCCAAUCCUCCAAGGGUCUUGAUUUCCGGAAGGCCCUCACCCCGUCUUUGGUUAAGAAACGCCAUUGGCCCAAGUGGUUCCUGGUCAGACACAGCUACGUAGUUUGCGUGGACUCCCCCGAGGAGAUGAACAUCUACGACGUCUUUUUGGUUGAUUCCCAUUUCAAGAUCCAAACACCGAAGCUCAGCCUCCGUAACCAGAACCCGAAAGACCUUGCUAAAUCUGCCAAACAGUCGGCGAGACAUCCACAACACCAUACUCUACGACUUGAAAACUCAGAGCGCAAAUUGAAGCUGCUGGCCCGAAAUGAGCGUCAACUCCAACAAUUUGAAGACUCGAUUCGUUUCAUGGUUGCAAACACCCCAUGGAUGCGCCCCAAUCGAUUUGACAGCUUUGCGCCUGUGCGACAGAACUGCUUUGCGCAGUGGCUGGUUGAUGCACGGGACCACAUGUGGGUUGUCUCACGAGCCAUUAAUCAGGCUAAGGACGUCAUCUACAUCCAUGACUGGUGGCUGAGUCCAGAGCUGUACAUGCGUCGCCCUGCUGCCAUCAGUCAAAAAUGGCGACUGGACCGCCUCCUACAGCAGAAAGCUCGUGAGGGUGUCAAGGUGUUUGUUAUUAUGUACCGCAACAUCAAUUCCGCCAUUCCUAUCGACUCGGAGUAUUCCAAGUUCUCUCUCCUCGAUCUCCAUCCGAACAUCUUCGUCCAACGAUCACCAAAUCAAUUCCGUCAGAACACUUUCUUCUGGGCCCAUCACGAGAAACUUUGUCUCAUCGACCACACCAUUGCAUUUGUUGGUGGCAUUGAUUUGUGUUUUGGUCGUUGGGACACUCCUCAGCAUCAACUGACUGAUGACAAGCCUACUGGCUUCGAAACUACCGAUGGACCCAAAGAUGCAGACCACUGUCAACUCUGGCCAGGCAAGGACUACUCCAACCCUAGAAUCCAGGAUUUCUAUGAUCUGGACAAGCCUUAUGAGGAGAUGUACGAUCGCAAUGUUGUUCCACGGAUGCCAUGGCAUGAUAUCUCCAUGCAUGUGGUAGGCCAGCCUGCUCGGGAUCUUACUCGUCAUUUUGUGCAACGUUGGAACUAUAUCUUGCGCCAACGAAAGCCUACCCGGCCGACACCGUUCCUUCUGCCCCCGCCAGAUUUCAACCCCGCUGAUCUCGAAGCUUUGGGUCUUGAUGGAACCUGUGAGGUGCAGAUUCUCCGUUCUAGCAGCAUGUGGUCGACAGGUACACCUGAUGUCACCGAGCAUAGUAUCAUGAACGCUUACGUCAAGUUGAUUGAAGAGUCCGAGCACUUCGUCUACAUUGAGAACCAGUUCUUCAUCAGCACUUGCGAGAUCGAAGGCAGGAAGAUUGAGAAUCUCAUUGGAGAUGCUUUAGUUGAACGUAUUGUCCGAGCAGCCAAGAAUGAGGAAGCAUGGCGUGCCGUCAUUGUCAUCCCGCUGAUGCCAGGCUUCCAGAACACCGUCGACAGCGAAGGUGGAACGAGUGUUCGUCUUAUUAUGCAGUGCCAAUACCGCAGUAUCUGCCGUGGAGAAACAUCAAUCUUCGGCCGCCUUCGUGCUCUUGGUAUUGAACCAGAGGACUACAUCCAGUUCUUCAGUCUUCGAACCUGGGGUAAGAUCGGACCGCAAAAGCAACUGGUGACCGAACAGCUGUACAUUCACGCCAAGUGUAUGGUCGUGGAUGAUCGCGCUGCCAUCAUUGGAUCAGCGAACAUCAACGAGCGAUCCAUGUUAGGCUCGCGUGAUUCAGAAGUCGCGUCCAUUGUCCGAGAUACCGAUAUGAUCAUGUCAACCAUGAACGGUAAGCCAUACCUAGUUGGACGAUUCCCGCAUACCUUGCGUAUGCGUUUGAUGAGAGAGCAUCUUGGAAUUGAUGUCGACGAGCUCAUGGAGCACGACUUUGCUACUGAGGAGGAGCUGCGCAAAAUUGAAGUUGCGGAGGGAGCUGGCCGUCCUGCCAAUGACCGAGAACAUAGAAACUCGGGUUCUUCGGCCAUUGAACGACAAGAUGAGAGAGAAAUGAUCGAGCGUCGGCACCGUGUUCAGGACGAAUUCCUCUCCCGCUCCGAGGCCAUGUAUAGCUUCAAUCAUGAUGUUGAUUGGGAACAGGGCGCCAACCCUAAUCUUAAAUCUAACCGGAAGCUCACUGCUGACCCGCGAGUUACCGACAACCCUGAUCACAGGAAAGACGUGGAAGGUGACGGUGUCGAUAAACUGUCGGCCGCUAUUCAGGCUGGGUUGGGAGUUGGGCGUGACUCCAAUAUCAACAAUGGAAGAGAAGCCUUGCUCUCCCCUAUAGCUUCGGAGGGCAGGGGUACCCUUGACCGGCCGAAAUCAUCAUCCCAGCAAAAGUCAACAUGUGCUUCCUCGAAUAUUAACGACCGAAGACCUGUGUCAUCGAGCGAGAACAAUCGCGUCUCGGAAGUCAUUGGCGAUAUACCCUUACAAGGUCAUGGAGCUUCUGGAUCGUCGAGUCGCGAGUCCGAAACAAAUGGUACCGGGUUGACCGUGUCUAGAGAAGAAAACGAUGACUCUAACCAUCACCAUCCAUUGGCUCCAGACCUCAAGCGUAUCUUCAUCGAUAAUGAUUGCAUGAGGGAUCCGGUCAUCGAUGGCUUUUACCUGGACACAUGGCAAGCUGUUGCCGAAAAGAACACGAAGAUUUACCGCUCUGUGUUCCGCUGCAUGCCCGACAAUGAAGUCAAGAGCUGGAAGGAAUACAAGGAGUAUGCCGCAUAUGGCGAGCGCUUUGCAGAGAUGCAGAGCCAGCAGGGUAACAAGCCAUCCCAACCUCAACAAAAACCAAAUAGCCCACCGCCGCAAGGUGCAGUCAACUCUCCCAUGUCGAUCGCCUCUCAAUUGUCUUUCAUUACCCCGAAGGUACCAGAGGGAUCGCCUUCAGACCUGAAGAGCCCUCAAACAAUCGACGAGAAGGUUGGAUCUGGAAAUGAGUCCGCCCGCCCUCAACCUGAACACCUGGCAAAGCACGAAACCUUGUCGUCUGUUGAUGAAAAGGCUGCUUUCAAGACCGCAUCAGACCCCAAUCUUUUGAACAGUGUUACGAACGGAACCAGCGACGAUAACGCUGUCGCUGGCGAAGACGUCGAAAAGACACGCUCGGCUUCGGCCCAGGUCGACUACUCCGAAGCCGUGAAUCUGAACCUGAACUCCACAAGCCAGUCCCGGAGACGCAGGCGUAGAGCUACAACCAUCGGGUCCAAGCGUGACCCCCAUGGCGCAGACGAAUUCAUGGAUAAAGGCCGUGCAGAAAACCUUCUAAGCAAGACGCAGGGCCAUCUCAUCCUCUGGCCGUAUGACUGGCUCGAAAAGGAAGAGCAGGGUGGUAAUUGGCUUUAUGCUUUGGAUCAAAUCUCUCCGCUGGAGAUUUACAACUAA